Salarias fasciatus (jewelled blenny) is the source of this 1803-nucleotide messenger RNA. It is a transcript of the gene cd9a, whose product is annotated as CD9 molecule a. Bases 245 to 928 code for a protein of 227 amino acids. The record is from RefSeq and is a predicted model, not a curated record. Lineage: Eukaryota; Metazoa; Chordata; Actinopteri; Blenniiformes; Blenniidae. The transcript is spliced from 8 exons. Gene Ontology annotation, cellular component: plasma membrane.
CGCUCAUGCAAAACCAUGAAACAAAGGAGGGGAAGGAACAGGCAGGAGUUCAUAUCACAUGCACAGCGAAGGCCCAAUAACAGUUUUGCCUUUGCCACUCCCUAAACGUGAAAUCAGGUGAUUAAACGAAGGCGUGGCGUUGAAAAAUGCUUUGCCGUUGCAACACCUUGUCUGUUCAUUUCUCCCCGGAAACAAAUUACUUGUUGAAACACUGAAAGCGGUGGACUGCGUGAGCUGGAUCAGCAUGGCUGUCAAGGGUGGAAUCGUGUGUGUGAAAUACCUAAUGUUUGCCUUCAACUUGGUCUUCUGGCUUGCAGGCACUGCCGUGUUGGGGGUCGGCCUGUGGCUGAGGUUAGACCCCUCAACCAAAGGCCUGUUUGACGGACCAGAUUCUCCAUAUGUGUUUUACACUGGUGUAUACAUCCUUAUAGGCGCUGGUGCACUGAUGAUGGUGGUUGGGUUUUUGGGAUGUUGCGGGGCGAUCCAGGAGUCACCCUGUAUGCUGGGGCUGUUCUUCUUCUUCCUGCUUAUCAUAUUUGCUGUUGAAGUAGCAGCUGGAAUCUGGGGAUUUUCCAACCAAACCAAGGUGGUGAACGAUAUCACAAUGUUUUACAGACAGACGUACACGAAGUACAAGGAAAGCGGAGCUGCGCAUCUCAAAGAGACACUGAAAAUGAUUCAGAACGGGUUGAACUGUUGCGGCCCAAAUGGCAUGGCUGUGGAAACUGAAAAAGACACUUGUCCUCAAGUGGAUACACUCGAGCAGCUCCUAAUCAAGAGCUGCCCGAAUGCCAUUGAGGAGAUGUUUGACUCCAAGCUGCACAUCAUCGGGGGCGUCGGCAUCACCAUUGGGAUUGUCAUGGUGUUUGGGAUGAUCUUCAGCAUGCUCCUGUGCUGCGCCAUCAGAAAAUCUCGAGAGGUGGUGUGACACCCGCCGUCACACCCUUGAAGUCCCCGUUAAUGUUGCAUGAUGUCGUUCUUCAGAGUCACACGGCUCUCCACUGCCAAUAGAAACACUGCUUGUUCAUGGGGGGAAAUUACCUAAACUGGGCUGUGUGCAGAUCCUUCAGAUUUCAUUGAGCAUCUGUUGUAAAUGUUCUGCUGACACUUUUAGGCCCACCUUUCUGGAUUAGAUAAGCGCAAAGUGGUUACUAGGCCCAAAUAUAGAAUGGGUGUCAUCUGUGCUUCAGUGACGAUAUAGUACACAAGUGUGUAAUUUUGAGGUAAUUUGUAUGAAAUUAGUGUUUUGUGAAUUGCUAAAUAUCCAAACAAAGGAGUGUAGUGUUGUAUUCUGAUCACAUUGAUAUUGUUUUCACUCGGGGUCACUCGCUGCCAUCAACAGUGAGGGGCCAAAUAAUGGCAAACACAACCACUCCAGCACCACACGGCAGUAGCCAACGCCUGCAGUUUCAUUCUUCACAAGACUGAAGUCAAAUCAUGAUGAUCGUAGCCAACUCAAUGCCAAGCUGCAAACUGCAAUAACUGUGGUUUUACCCAGCUGGGUAUUAAAAAUAGUAGCAUCCUGGGUUUUUUUUCCAAGGUAUUUGCUUUUCAUUUGUUCCUGUCCUUUAUGGUCCUAUACCAUAAUUUGUCCAUCCUUUAAAACGCCUUUCUGUGUUUUUGUCACAUUUUGUAAGUUUUUUUUUUUUAAUGUGUUUAUAAGGUUCAUGCAGUUUAAUGAUGUAUUUUAUAUUGUUGUAGUUAUUUUACAGAGAUUGGAUUGAUUUAUACCAUAUGCACUGUUUCACAGAGAUGAUAAUUAACAAUACGAACCAAAUAAACUUCAGUGUACUCAGUCAACUG